AUGAGCCUGGGCCCCCAGCAGCUAUCACUCACGGACAGCCUCCAGGCCUUGUCUUCAAAUACAAGGGGCCUCUCAGAGCUGUCCAACUAUAAAGCCGAUGAAUGGUCCUGGGCUGCCAGUCGGACAAUGCCCAGGCUCUGGGGAGAAGAGAUUAGAAGCCCAAACCAGUUCCAACUGCUCAGGGGGCUCAAACUGGGGUCCAUGGAGUACUCCUUCAUGCACACCCUGGGGGUGCCUGGAAUAGAACCCCAGGCUCCUGACAGCUUGGAAGAGGCGGGCAGGUUGCAGAGGUUCCUAAGCACACAAGUGGGAUCAGCCAUCACCUCCUCUGAUGUGUGGGAUGGUACUGGGGAGGUCAACAUAGCUGUCACCUUUCACCUGAAGCACCAGGCUCAGAACCUCAGUAGCAGCCCUGACACAGGGGGCUCCUGGGUCACCACUGGCUGCUCCGUGGCCAUCCUGUACCAAGACUCCACCAUCUGCUUCUGCAACCACAGCACCACAUUUGCUGUCCUUUGUCUCUGUCGCUCUCUGCAGAGAGGCCCUGAGGAGGAGUCACUGCUGAGGAUCCUUUCACCUGUGGGCUGUGGAGUGUCCUUCUGUGCCCUCGCUUCCACCUUCGUGUUCUUCCUGGUAGCCGGGUUCACCAGGUUAGAGUGAGCCACAGUCCACAAGAAACUCACCUUCUCCUUAGCCUCUGUGGAGGACGUCCUCAUGGUCAGCGAGUGGACAAAAGCCAACAAGGUUGGCAAGGUCAAGUGUGGGCCUGGGUCCCCAGAGCAGGCUGCACCCAUGUCUGAGCAAGGUGGGAAUAGCCCCACCUCCUGCAGGUGUGUGACGGUCACAGCUGUGAUGCAUCUCCUCUUCUUGAUCAGGUGCUCCUGGAUGCUGGGGGAAGGGCUGUUGUGGAGCAAGGUGGUAGUUGUGAGCAUGCAUCUAGGCCCAAGGAUGAGGCUGUACUACGCCAUGGACUGAGACAUGCCUUUGGCCAUUGUGGCCAUCACCCUGGCCAUGUCUCCCCAUAACUAUGUGGCUGCUGGUCACUGCUGGCUCACUGUGCACACAGACACCAUCUGGGCCUUUGUGGGGCCUGUGCUCUUCAUGUUGACUGCCAACACCUUCAUUCUGGUCCACGUGGUGAUGGCCAUUGUGUCCAGAGCCCACUGCUGUGCCCGUAUGCUGAGCCCGCAGCCCUAUCUGCAACAGCAGAUCAGGACUCAGUUAUGGAUCACAGUGAAGCCAGUGCUGGUCCUGCUGCCCAUCCUGAGCCUGACCUGGCUGGUGGGCAUCCUGGCGCACCUCAGCCCAGCCUGGGCCUAUGACCCCAUGGGCCUCAAUUCCUUCCAGGUACUUCCAGGCCCUGGACAGUCUGGGAUUGUUGCCCAACAUGCACUGUGA
This is a messenger RNA of Chrysochloris asiatica (Cape golden mole), 1398 nucleotides long. It is a transcript of the gene ADGRD2, whose product is annotated as G protein-coupled receptor 144. Gene Ontology annotation, cellular component: membrane. NCBI's taxonomy places the organism in Eukaryota, Metazoa, Chordata, Mammalia, Afrosoricida, Chrysochloridae. The transcript is spliced from 11 exons. The record is from RefSeq and is a predicted model, not a curated record. Gene Ontology annotation, molecular function: G protein-coupled receptor activity. Gene Ontology annotation, biological process: cell surface receptor signaling pathway; adenylate cyclase-activating G protein-coupled receptor signaling pathway.